Messenger RNA from Lagopus muta (rock ptarmigan), 4659 nucleotides. RefSeq names its product RAD51 paralog B (gene RAD51B). Lineage: Eukaryota; Metazoa; Chordata; Aves; Galliformes; Phasianidae. Gene Ontology annotation, biological process: double-strand break repair via homologous recombination. Gene Ontology annotation, cellular component: Rad51B-Rad51C-Rad51D-XRCC2 complex. Bases 290 to 1483 code for a protein of 397 amino acids. The transcript has 11 exons. Gene Ontology annotation, molecular function: DNA binding; ATP hydrolysis activity; ATP binding. The record is from RefSeq and is a predicted model, not a curated record.
CCGGGAGCGCAGCCAAUGGCGCGCGCGGGCCUCGCCGGGCGGCUCCGCCUCAGCGCGGCGGCCGCGGGGGGACUUUGAAAAGUUGCGAGCCGGGGCCCGGCGCUGUCGGACGCCCCGGGGUUGUGGUGUGGUUGCGUGCCGGUGCAGUUCGCUCCCGGCAGGGCCGAGCCUCCGGUUGCCGCUGGAGCUCGGGUGUCGGAGGGCGUAAAGCCGCGUUCGGGCUCCAGAUGAGGCGGUAGUUUCAGGCUCUCCUGCGGCACCCGUGUCGUUCGGUGUAAACCAAGUGAGUAUGGCUGCUAAGAAGCUGAGAAGAGCAAAGUUGUCUCAGGAACUGUGUGAAAGACUAAGCCGCUAUCAGAUCACUACCUGCCAGGACUUCUUAUGUCUUUCACUCUUGGAGCUAAUGAAAGUGACAGGACAGAGCUACAGAAAUGUGCAGAAGCUUCUUCGGAAGGUCAGCCUUGCUUGUGCUCCCAAAAUGCAGACAGCUUAUGAAAUGAAAAUGAGGAGGUCUGUCAAUCCCUCUGUAGCCUUUUUACCCACCUCGCUGCAUAGUCUGGAUAAAGUCUUGCAUGGUGGAAUACCUUGUGGAUCCCUCACAGAGUUAACAGGCCCACCGGGUUGUGGCAAAACUCAGUUUUGUAUUACAAUGAGUGUUCUGGCUACGCUGCCUGUAAGCAUGGGAGGACUAGAUGGGGCUGUUAUAUACAUUGACACAGAGUCUGCAUUCAGUGCUGAAAGGUUGAUAGAGAUAGCAGGAAACAGAUUCCCUACUUAUUUUGACUCCGAUGAAAAGCUAUUUUGCAUGACGCGUAGCAUUCAUCUGUAUCGAGAGCUGACCUGUGACAGUGUACUGAAGAGAAUUAAGUCUUUAGAAGAAGAAAUUAUUUCAAAGAAGAUUAAACUCAUAAUAAUUGAUUCUGUAGCUUCAGUUGUCAGAAAGGAAUUUGACACAAAACUCCAAGGCAAUCUGGCAGAGAGAAGUAACUUUUUGGCUAGAGGAGCAUCACUGUUGAAGUAUUUGGCAGAGGAGUUCUCAAUACCAGUUAUCUUGACGAAUCAGAUUACCACAUCGUUGAGCAAUGGCCUUGCAAUCCCAGCAGACCUAGUGUCUCCAGCUCAUGAUUUGUCCCUGUCUGAAGUUUCAGGAACUUCUGGAAGUGGGACGAGGGAAUCUGCCUGUGUGACAGCAGCCCUUGGUAACACGUGGAGUCACAGUGUCAACACCAGGCUCAUCCUGCAGUAUCACGACUUGCUGACAAGGCAGAUCCUGGUUGCAAAAUCCCCUGUUGCUCCAUUUUCCACAUUUUUCUACACCAUUGAGAAAUCAGGCUUGGUUCUUCAAGAUGGAAAGAAUCUUUCAAAUUUACCCUGGGAUGGAAUCAAUCCUGCCAUGCAAACCAUACAAGUGAGAAACACUGCCUUGAGAAAAGCUUUACUCAACAUCACUGAUGAGACUCCUGGAGAUACACCCAGUCUAUAGAAAGGUCAAAUGUAAUCUUUGCUGAGAAAUGAACAAACAGCCCUGGUUUUUAAAAAUCCAGUGAAGCAGAUAUUAGACAUUCUUCUUUUGCCUCUUUGGAGACUAAAAUAAAAAACAAGUGCUGUUCUCUCUACAUGUGGGCCACAUUAAACCUUGGAAUUAUGAAAUUUUUGAAUAUUGCUCAGGUUUAAUUAAAUUACAUAGUAAUAAAACUCUAUGAACAACACACAUGUCAGUGAAGAAGCACAGGCCUCACAAGCUUUCCUAAUUCACCCUGACACCUCAGCAGUUGGGAGGAGGAGGCAGUCAAAAACAUAUAGCACUGGGUUUCAGCUGCAUUAUUUACUCACACCAUACUGAGACUGAGAGAAUGUAUGACUCGCUAAGGGCUGCUGAAGGCAGUAGCUCAGCUGUGACUUACAUCAAGUUGUUCCUGAUAUGCAAUCCUCAGAUCCCUAAGGGAAAGCUGUGUAUGUGCUGAGUUAGUGCUGAUGGCUGAUGCACAGUCACCAUCAGCCCAAGACAAGGCUCAGUGCCCUGCAGUCAUGGGGAAGGCCUCACUGAGCAUCCUCAUGGAAAGCAGAGCACCCUGCACAGAAGAGUGGGAGGUUCAGGUAACCCAGCAAGGGGAUCAGCGCUGGGGUGAACAGGUUGCCAUCUGCUGUUUGCUGGGCAGGUUUGGAGUGACCAAGGGUGUUCCCAGCAAACACAAGGCCCCUGUUAAAUACCACUGUGUACCCUUACGGCUGCACUGUGGGAGGCUGAAGAGUUGUCGGGGUGAGGAAGCCAAUGUCCCUUUGCUUGCAGGCACCAAGCAGGCUGGUGGGGAGAGGGCUGCUCUGUAACUCUGCUCACAUGCCUGCUUGGGCAGCUUUGUGCUCUCCUUGAACGAGAAAGUUUCCAGGUUUUCAUCAUAAGCAAGCUACUCCAUUUCAACGUUACUUUUAAAAGCUAAUAGGUUUCACUCUGGAGAGGAGCAGUUCUCCAGCUUUACCAAUUUUAUGCUUUAAAGAAUUUUCUUUUAAUUUCAUUUUAAUUUUGUUUUAAUCAAAGUUUAGAUUUCCUUCUUGCCAGUGUUGCACUGCUGUCCAGUCAGUCAAACACUGCUGAACUUGCUUGUCGCCAUUUUAUCUGGAUAUCUUGUAAAUAUUUGGUAGAGCACUCAGACACAGAAGUGGUUUUUGCUCUUACAGUCACAUGCCUGGUUCCAGGACCUUUCAGAAGUACAAAAGACCGAAGGCAGGGAAAAUUCCACUGAGAUGCAUUCAAGUCUCCAAGGAGCAACUGGACUCUGUUUAGACUAAAAUUUCUUGCUGCUGAUUCUCUCCUUUUUUCUUUAUUUAAACAUGGAAGGAUAGAGGGGGGAAGUUGCAGGGUAAGGGUGUUUUUUUUUGUUAUUAUUAUAAACACUGAAAUACAAGUGCUGUAUCACUUGUUUCUCUCAUAUUACAGGAACAUUUGCAGUUAGAGAGGGAGAUAAGCUUUUUAAUGCUCUCUGCAAAACCUGGGAAAUUUCCACCCGAGUUCUAAAAAGUGUUACAGAUAUUAAUGAAUUAAAGCUUAAUCCCCUUCUUCUCAGUCCUGUGAAGUAAGGACUAAAUACAAUUUAAAGACACGGAUAAUGAAUCUAAAAAAGUUGUAAGUGCCUUGCCUGAAAUCACUCAGACAGGGUGGCAGGAGGACUCAGGUCUUUGGGUCCCAGCCUUCUAUCUUACACCACAGCCAGCAUAGUUCCCUGCCUUUUCAAGGCUUGCUGUACUUGCCCUUCUGGGAUAUAGCGAGUACAUGCUGGCAUCGUACCUGGACAUAUCCUUGCUUUUUUCCCCCUGGGACACAGAGACCUCCCACAGAGUCACUCCUGUGAGAUUAAGAUGUUGAAAAGAUCAGAGUGGGAUGUAAGCAGGGAAAAGGGAAAACAAGGCGCUGCUCUGCUCUGAGCUCAUCCCGCCUCUGCUGUGGCAGAGGAGUUAGUGAGCAGCCUCCAGCUUGUGCUCCCAUAAUGGGUUUAGGCAGGGCUGUGGUAAAAUUUUUACAGUUUACAGUCAGAGGGAGAUCUUGACUGACAAGAACAUUGGACAGAUGAGCCAGUGAGCCACUCUCCUGUAUAAAUACCUAUGAGUUCAUUAUUCUCCUCAUUGUGAGUCACAGUUCUUAUGAUCAGAAUUCCACAGCUAUUGCUGCAGCCAUUCUCCAGCCCCUCUUCUGAAGAGAGGGAUAAUCCCAGCCAGUUCCUCUCCGGUGGCAUGAGUCAGGUUUUUACCAGGGCGAUUAAUGGACAGCUGAGAAGAGCAAUUCCAACACGGAUGAGCCAAAAGCAACGUCCACAUGACUCAUCAAGUGAAAGAGAAGGAAAAAGGGAGCAAAACCAGUUGAGAGCUGGGCGGUCCCUGCUGCCUUCCCCAUGGCCCAACCCUGCAGCCCCUCACAGUGCCUUUGCCCUGUUCGUGCCCUGGCCAGCCCAGCACUGCAGCAGCUCUCCUGCCAAGGACCCAGAGUACUCACAGAUGCCUUGCACAACACUCACUUCAUUCCUGCUGAAAGGCAGCCAGGCCCAGACUGAGACAUGGCAAGCGCUUUACUGUGCCUGGCAACACUGCCCAGAUGCCGAGAACAAAUGGGGAAGAAGGGCUGUGUAAAAAUGCAGGGGAAUUUUCACAUAGGCAGGAUGUAAUUAGCAGAGCUGGAAUUUGGCCAGGAUGCUGGGGUUAAAGCACUGGCUUGCAGGUAGCACAGUGGGAGCUUUCAUAACUCUCACACUCAGGAUCUCCCAUUUCCAUCUUACCUAGAGGAUGUCAGAGGACUGCUCCCCAUUUAAUGUUCCAGACAGCUUUCUGAGCUCUGACACAAAGGGAAAAGUAUCAGAGAGUGCUGCAGCUGCUGCAGUGUGCCAUGGUGACAGCUGGCAGGACCGCACCCUGAUGGGCUGCAGCACCAUCUCAGCAAAGCCUGGCACUCUGCAUCCUGCCUGUGGGCUCUUGUGAGCAUGCACCUGCCUUGCUCAGCUUUAGGCCCCGAGCUCCCAGCCAAUAGAUAGAAAAAGGGAUGAAAAUAGGGCAGCCCCUCAUAUAUUAAUUGUGAGAGAGGGAAUACUGCUUCAACCCUAUUCCCUGCCACAGAUCAGAAUUGACAUGCAGCACUCCUCCCCAGUGAGUACCACUGAGCUUUCUGAAUGUGCC